Messenger RNA from Huiozyma naganishii CBS 8797, 1503 nucleotides. RefSeq names its product Mdj1p (gene MDJ1). Lineage: Eukaryota; Fungi; Ascomycota; Saccharomycetes; Saccharomycetales; Saccharomycetaceae. Bases 1 to 1503 code for a protein of 500 amino acids. Gene Ontology annotation, molecular function: ATP binding; heat shock protein binding. Gene Ontology annotation, biological process: protein refolding; response to heat. Gene Ontology annotation, cellular component: cytoplasm. The transcript has a single exon. The record is from RefSeq and is a predicted model, not a curated record.
AUGUUUGGGUUGCAGUGUAGUCCGGUUCGUGCGUGUGCCCUUUUGGCAAGGACGCACCCUCGUCUGUUCCAUGCCUCAAGGACACUGAGGCAGACUAUCAAGGAUCCCUAUGGGGUGCUCGGUGUGAAGAGUUCCGCAUCUCAGGGAGAGAUCAAGAAGGCGUACUAUAAACUGGCGAAGCAGUACCACCCAGAUAUAAACAAGGAGGCCGGGGCGGAGAAGAAGUUUCACGAUUUGCAGAACGCGUACGAGAUUCUAAGUGAUGAGUCCAAGAGGAAACAGUUUGAUCAGUUUGGUCCUGCUGCGUUUGGUGCCGGCGCGGGUGCGGGGGGCCCUGGGAGUGGCUACCCCCAGGGGCAAGGGUUCAACCCGUUUGCUAGUUACACUUCCUCGUCGUCGUCGCCGUUUGGUGAUUUUGGCGGGAUCAAUUUCGAAGAUCUCUUUGGUGCUGCGUUCAGUGGGAGUGGUGGCGCUGGCGGUGCUAAGGCAGGCGGCGCUGGUGCUUCCCGCAAUCCGUUCUCCUCGUCAGGGUACAGACAGUACAAGGGGGACUCCGUCCACGUGUCGUACAACAUGUCCUUCAAAGACGCAGUGUUCGGGAAGUCCGGUGUGAAAUUGAAGUUCAACGUCUUCGACCCAUGUGACACAUGCAGUGGCAGUGGGAUCAAGAAGGGCGCCUCGAGACACCAGUGUCCCGGGUGCCAGGGGUCGGGGACCAAGAUCCAUGUCCGCGGCGGGUUCCAAAUGAUGUCCACUUGUAACGAGUGUCAAGGUGAGGGCACCACCGUGAACAGUUCAGACCUGUGUGGGGCCUGCCAUGGGGAGGGGGUCCAUUUCCACAGGGGGAAAGAGAUCACCGUCGACUUACCCCAUGGGUUGCAAGAUGGAGACGUCAUCAGGAUACCUGGGCAAGGGUCGUACCCUGAAGUGGCCCUGGACCCGUCACUCGCUGGGUCAGUGAAGUUGACUAGGGGCGACGUGCUCGUUAACGUCCGCGUAGAGGAGGACCCGACGUUCACCAUUAGAGACAAGUCAGAUAUAUGGUACACCAUGGAGAUCCCGAUCACGACGGCAGCGUUGGGGGGGACAGUACAGGUGCCCACCGUGGACGGGUCUCAUAUCCGUUUGAAAGUCGCUCCGGGGACACAGAGCGGCGACGUCAUCACGGUGCCCAAUAUGGGGGUCCCGCGUAGCAACCUCACGCGGUCUAGGGGCGCAAUGAAGGUGCAGUACCGCAUUGUCAUCAAAAAACCAUCGUCAGAGGUGGAGAAGUGUCUGUGGGAGGCGUUGGCGGAUGUGAAGAACGACACUACGGCAAGACGGUCAGUGGAUAGAUCGGAUUUCAAGUUCAUGAGGGGCAAGGAUCAAGGCGGUGAGGGCCCCACACGGGAGCAGGGGAAGGAGGCUUCCGGGUCCAACCCAGAUGAACCCAGCGCGUUGGGACGUCUAGAAAACUUCAUCACCAACGCAUUCAAGAAAAUAAAGGGCGGAAAGAGUCAGUAA